GUUGUUUCGGUUUUCGACAACAGUGUGACCCCGAUGAGGGGCUAUGUGAAUAUUUCUUCUGCAAAACAAUCGCAAUUUGUUAAAUUAUGGAAGGUAAUGGAGAAGUUCAAUGGUGUUUCUCUCAAGUUAAGGGGACCUUAGAUGACGACGUAACUGAAGCAGAUAUAAUAUCAUGUGUGGAGUUCAACCACGAUGGCGAACUCCUUGCCACUGGAGACAAAGGAGGCAGAGUAGUUAUUUUCCAACGUGAUCCCGUCUCAAAAACUGUUCUUCCAAAACGUGGAGAAUAUAAUGUUUACUCCACAUUUCAAUCACAUGAGCCAGAGUUUGAUUAUUUAAAAAGUUUAGAAAUAGAAGAAAAAAUCAAUAAAAUCAGGUGGUUAAGGCGUAAGAACCCAUCUCACUUCUUAUUGUCCACUAAUGAUAAAACUAUAAAAUUGUGGAAGGUUUCAGAAAGAGACAAAAGAGUAGAAGGGUACAACACCAAAUCAGAAAACGGUAGCCUUGUUGAUCCUACUAGCGUUAGUUCUUUAAGAGUUCCAGUAAUAAAACCGAUGGAGUUAAUGGUUGAAGCGUCACCACGACGCAUAUUUGCAAACGCACACACCUACCACAUAAAUUCAAUUUCUGUUAACUCGGAUCAGGAGACAUACCUAUCAGCAGACGACCUGAGGAUAAAUCUGUGGCAUCUGGAAAUAACCGAUCAAAGUUUUAACAUCGUCGAUAUUAAACCAACAAAUAUGGAAGAACUUACCGAGGUCAUAACAGCGGCAGAGUUUCAUCCUACAGAAUGUAAUUUGUUCGUUUAUAGUAGCAGUAAAGGAACAAUUAGGUUAUGUGAUAUGAGAGCUGCUGCUCUCUGUGAUAGACAUUCAAAGUUAUUCGAAGAACCGGAAGAUCCGACUAAUAGGAGUUUCUUUUCAGAAAUUAUUUCUAGUAUCUCGGAUGUGAAGUUGUCAAAUAACGGGAGAUAUAUGAUUUCUAGGGACUAUCUUUCUGUUAAAGUGUGGGAUCUGCAUAUGGAGACCAGACCUAUUGAGACUUAUCCAGUACAUGAAUAUUUGCGAGCCAAACUGUGUUCUUUGUAUGAGAACGAUUGCAUUUUCGAUAAAUUCGAGUGUUGUUGGAAUGGCAACGACUCAGCCAUAAUGACAGGAUCAUACAACAACUUCUUCCGGAUGUUCGACAGAUCGACAAAACGCGAGUUGACCUUGGAAGCAUCUCGUGACGUUGCCAAGCCACGCACCGUCUUGAAACUUAGGAAGGUCUGUUCGCAGGGCAAGAGGAAAAAGGACGAGAUUAGCGUGGACUGCUUAGAUUUUAACAAAAAAAUAUUGCACACGGCAUGGCAUCCCGCUGAAAACAUUAUAGCUGUGGCAGCGACUAAUAACUUAUUUUUAUUCCAGGAUAAGUACUAGGAUAAUUUUUAAUAAAGUUAAUGAAAAUAUGUUUUUCAUCACGGUUUUUACAGUAAUUUUUUCGCUGGUAUGAGCGGUGCCUGUUUUGCAAACAAAACUGGUUGAAUGUUCGAGAUCCGGGAUUGUUUAUUAUGUAAAUUCAGAUAUUGAAAAUGAUAAUUUUUGUAACGCCAUUUAACAUUUUUAAUAGUGAUUUUCAAAUAAUUUUUAAAUCAAAUCAUGUCUUAAGCCAUUUA
Molecule: messenger RNA, 1654 nt
Organism: Diabrotica balteata
Lineage: Eukaryota; Metazoa; Arthropoda; Insecta; Coleoptera; Chrysomelidae
Source: the annotation of a GenBank genome assembly